CGAACGCGACCCGACCCGACCCGACCCGAGCAGACAGAUCGAAUCGGGACAGGAAGCUGCUCGACUCACCGAGGUGGACUGGGCGAGUGAGUGCGAUGGAGUGGACGACGGUGGAGGCCGGGGACGGCGCGAAGCUGAGCGUGCGGCUGUUCAAGCCGCCGGCGUCCGGGGAGGAGCCGGGGGCGGAGGACGUGGCGGUGGUGCUGGUGCACCCCUACACCAUCCUCGGCGGCGUGCAGGGCCUGCUGCGCGGCAUGGCCGAGGGCGUCGCUCGGCGGGGGUACACCGCCGUCACCUUUGACAUGCGGGGGGCGGGGAGGUCUACGGGGCGGGCAUCUCUUACGGGCUCGACCGAGGUCGGGGAUGUCGUCGCCGUCUGCCGAUGGGUCGCCGAGAACAUCAAGCCGCGCGGCGUCCUCCUCGUCGGAUCCUCCGCUGGGGCGCCAAUUGCAGGGUCUGCAGUUGAUAAAGCUGAUCAGGUGAUUGGUUAUGUUAGUAUUGGGUACCCGUUUGGUCUAAUGGCCUCAAUCCUAUUCGGGAGGCAUCAUGAUGCUAUACUCAAGUCUGAGAAACCAAAGCUCUUCAUCAUGGGGACCAAAGACGGCUUCACAAGCGUCAAACAGUUGCAAAACAAGCUCAAGUCUGCGGCUGGAUGGGUUGAUACACACUUGAUUGAAGGAGCUGGCCACUUCCAAAUGGAGGGCCCUGCUUUUGAUGCCCAGAUGGUAGAUCUUAUUGUUAAUUUUAUCAAAUCCUUGCCCAAAUAGCAUUAACUGUGAUUGUGUGCAUGUUUGCAAAAAAUUAUAGUGAUGAGCAAAACAUGGUAUUUGAAUAGUGUCUUCAUGGUGUGCAUUUCUCAUCCUGCACAUGUGCACUGUCUGUUGUUGUUUGAAACGAUGUACACUGUUGUAUUCUAAUGUAAUUUUUUUUAUUGAAGCCGAUGUAAUCUGACUUUCAAAUGCAAGCUUUAUAGAAAAAUCUCAGUUCCAUCA
Phragmites australis (common reed) is the source of this 992-nucleotide messenger RNA. RefSeq lists its product as uncharacterized. The record is from RefSeq and is a predicted model, not a curated record. NCBI's taxonomy places the organism in Eukaryota, Viridiplantae, Streptophyta, Magnoliopsida, Poales, Poaceae. The transcript is spliced from 2 exons. Bases 96 to 767 code for a protein of 223 amino acids. Gene Ontology annotation, molecular function: hydrolase activity.